UAACGGAUUUUGUUUGAGAAUAUCUUUUUAGUAACUAAAUUCGCAGAUGAUAUCUAACUAACGUCACAUUGUUUAUAAAUGAAACGAACAUAACCUCAAAUAAAAAGAAGUCAAAAAUUGACGUUGACAUAGCGCUUUGAAUUUAUUAAUUUUGCUCCUAAAUGACGAUAUAACUGCCUUGUAGUAAGCUUUUAAUCUGUUAAAGAAUUCCCUAUCUAUUCAUUAAGUCCAAAACUGUAAUAACUGUGAUAUCUAGAAUGAAUAGAAAUAAUUGUGAUAACUAGUCGAUUAUAGAGAGAUAUAACUGACUAUCUACUUUGAGGAUUUUCCUAAAGGAAAAAGUCAAGUCACUGGACCUUUGACUUACAGAAGAAGUAUCCUUCAAUUAAUUGUGUCAUCUCUACCACAUAAGAAAUAGAAUUAGAAGAAACUCUAGGACUGGAGAAUGAUAUGAAAUAAUAACCUCAAAUUAUAAAAUUUUUAAUAUUUAAGAAAUGGAAAUUGUUAUAAAAAAGAAAAAGCUUGUUGAUAAUCCAAUUGAUUUAUUACAAAUAGAACGUUUCCUUUAUUCUCUUUCAUCAAUGGAUAGUAACAAUUAUCCAAUAAAAAGUAGCAUUGGAGAAAGAGAAGGUCGUUGCUUCUCAAAUUUAGUAGCAAAACGAAAUUAUUAUUUCACCCAUGGUAUUGGGAGAUCAGGAGAUUUAAACGAAAGCCAACCAAAAGCUCCUGGAUCUAGCUUAUUAUAUAAAAUCACAAACUUAUUAAUAAACGAAUUUAUGGAAAUAUCUGGGUUUGAUGGUAUCCAUUCUAUUUUAGUACCAUUAUCGCCACAAUUAACAUUACUAAAUUGUUUAUUAACAUUUAAUAGCAUUGGUAAUGUUAAAAAAGUGUUGUAUAAUGGUGUUGAUAAACAAUGUUAUGAUUUUGUUGAAAAGAUGGGGUUUGAAUUAAUUUUGAUUGACUCAAAAGAUGAUUUAGAAAGUGUGGAUAAACCUUUAUGUGUUUUAAUUGAUUAUGAAUCUAUUAAUUUGUUAAAUAAGAUAAAAAAUUUGGUUCCUAUAAUUGUUGUAAACGCUGAGUGCGGAAUUUUUAAGGAUUUUAAAAUUGAGAAUCCUCAUUUAAUCAUCUUUAAAGAUAAUAACUUAAUAAUUCCACCAGAAGCUUCCAUUUUAUGCUCAUAUGAUAUAAAAUUGAUUGAAAAAUUUUCAAAAAUGUAUCCAGGACGGGCUACAAUAACCUCAACAAUAUCUGUUUUUAUUGCGUUACUUUCUAAAGGAAAAAUUGGGUUGAUUACUAAAAAUAAUCCCACAAAUUUCUUUGAAAAAGAUGAUUUUUAUGGAUUAAUUCCGGAUUUAUUCCUAAAAAAAGGCUUUGACGGAUUAAAUACCCGAAAAAAUAUGUUUAAAAAUCUCCUAAUUCAUAAAAAAAUUCCUGAAAAUUCAUGGAACAUAAAUUUAAUUCAACACUUUUUAUCUGAAAUCGAAAACGAUUCGUUACAAUUAAUAACAACUAAUUUAAUCGAUGAUUUAUUUAAAAUAAUGGGUAUUCAACAUAAAUUUAAUUCAAUAAUAUUACCUGUAGCAACCGGAAUGAGCUUAACUUUAACUUUUUUAACUUGCCAUAAAUUAAAACCAAAAGCUAAGUACAUUUUGUGGUCGAGAAUCGAUCAAAAAUCAUGUUUUAAAGCGAUUAAUACAGCUGGAUUAGUACCGAUUAUUAUCGACACAACGAAAAUAAAUAAUAAUUUUGUAACAAACCUAAAUCUUCUUGAAGAAAAAAUUAUUGAAAUUGGAACUCACAACAUUGUUUGUAUCGCUUCAACAACUUCAUGUUUUGCGCCAAGAAAUUGUGAUGAUAUCGAAUCAAUUUCUAUAAUUUGUAAAAAAUAUGAUUUGUUUCACAUAGUUAAUAAUGCUUAUGGAUUGGGAAGUAAAAUUUUAAUGAAAAGAAUAAAUCGAGGAAAAUUGAAAGGCAAUAUAGAUGUUUUUGUUCAAAGUACCGAUAAAAAUUUGUUGAUUCCCGUUGGAGGUUCUAUUUUAGUAUCGUUUAACCCCAAUUUUCAUAACACAAUUAAGUGUAUAUCUCAAAAAACUCCACCGUUUUUAAUACAAGACAUUUUUAUUACUUUAAUGGAAAUGGGUAAAAAGGGUUUUUUAAAUCUCAUCGAUAACAGAGAGAUUAUGUAUAAUUAUUUAAAAGAAAAACUAAUUAAUUUAGCUUUAAAACACGGCGAAGAAGUUUGUGACACUUCAAAUCUGAUAUCGAUCGCAAUGACUUUAACAACUAUUAAUUCGAAAGAUCGAGUUCGUUUAGGAUCAUCGUUAUUCCUCAAAAACGUAUUUGGGGCUAAAGUUGUUACAUCAGAUGUUAAAAUAAUUUGUGGAUUCAAAUUUCAAGGUUGGGGAUCGCACUCUAAUGAAUGUAAUUUUCCUUACAUAGCUUGUGCGGCAGGUUUAGGCGUAACGCAACAAGAUAUCGACGGUUUUGUAACCAAAUUAGAUAAAGAAAUGUUACUUUUAAAACAAAAUAAUAAAUAAUUCAUGAAAUCUCUUUAUCAA
Messenger RNA from Onthophagus taurus, 2558 nucleotides. The record is from RefSeq and is a predicted model, not a curated record. NCBI's taxonomy places the organism in Eukaryota, Metazoa, Arthropoda, Insecta, Coleoptera, Scarabaeidae.